Molecule: messenger RNA, 6296 nt
Organism: Nomia melanderi (Alkali bee)
Lineage: Eukaryota; Metazoa; Arthropoda; Insecta; Hymenoptera; Halictidae
Gene: pink
Product: WD40 repeat domain-containing protein pink
Biological process (GO): developmental pigmentation
Cellular component (GO): cytoplasm
Molecular function (GO): protein binding
Source: RefSeq, a predicted model, not a curated record
GAACCACUGGCCGGACCAGGUAUUCUCGUAAUGACGUCCCUCUACGUGAGAACUUUCGAUGAUCCAACGGACAGGCUGUGCAUGUAAUACAGUGCUGAGUAAAUAUAUGUCAAAACUGAUCAAAAUUUAUCACAGUUAACCUCCGCUCGUGUGUAGUACAGUGUUGUAUUACUAAGCGAAAGAUCCCAAUAAGCUAUGCAGGAAUUUCCGUACGUCUUAUCAGAGUACGAGGAAAUAAAUUCGCUUCUUUACAAGCCCAUCAAUUCUACCCAACGGAUCAAGUACACAUGCUUCAAUGCGUCUCCCAAUUAUAUUGUAUUAGGCUCAACCAGUGGCAGUAUCUACUUGUUUUCAAGGAAGCCAUGUUCUCUUUUGCAAUUAAUACCGUUAUCAGAAGGGGCAGUCUCUCGGGUUCUGAUAUCACCUGAUGAAAAAACGAUUGCACUAGCAACAAUGCGUGGAGUUGUUUGUUUAGUAGCUUUAAAGCCUGUACCGAAACUGAUAGCUGUGUCAGCUGAACACAUAGAUGAACAAGUUAACUGUCUUUGUUGGAACGAUAGUAGCUCUGAAGUGUAUGUUGGAGAUUGGAAUGGUAAAAUUUCAAUUAUGGUGUUGUCCAUUUUUACGGUGAAUGGUAUGUUCCAAACACCAGCUUACACUUUAAUGGAUUUAGAUUCAGCCAUUGUGCAGCUCAGUUUCUCUUCACCAUUAUUAUUAGUGUCAACCAUAACGCGUUGUUAUAUAUGUAACACGGUACAAGAACAUUACAAACAAGUAGGAAACAAAGCGCGCAAUGGGGAAUUUGGUGCUUGCUUUUAUAAAACAUACCUUACAGAGAACAGUAACGCUACAACUGUUCAAAAGGAGGAGAAACUAGUCAAUAAAAAACGUUCUUUUAAUUUCAUUCCCGAGGGAAACAGCAAUGAACAAGUAGAAAAUAUUCCUCAAAUCUUUUGUGCUCGACCAGGCUCUAGACUUUGGGAAGUGUCCGCAAAUGGAGUGGUGAUGAAAACUCAUCAGUUCAAGGAAGCACUAGCUGUUCCACCUAUAACGAUAUGCAAAUCAAAUCUCAAGAAAUCUCUGCAUCAGAAGCAACCGGAUCAAACCUGGACACCGCAGUCCAUCAAUUUCUCACAUUUAUUCGUUAUUGCUAAGAAGUAUUUGUUUUCCUAUACUUCUAGAGGCCUAUAUAUACUUGAUCCCGUGUCUGCCACCGUGGUACUAUGGAACAACGAAUUCCCGAACAUAAGUAUGGCAGAGACUGUGGAGAAUAGGAUAUAUUUAAUGACAUCUGCCGGGGAAUUUCAUUGUUUGACUCUGUCUUUCUUGGACUCCUUAAUAUUAAGACUGUACAAUAAGAAAAGGUAUUACGAAUGUUUAGAAAUAUGUCUUCUGCACAAAGUACAACUGAAGAAGUUAGUAAGUGGCCUGGAAAUCAAUAAAGUAUGCAGUAUGGAGAACAAAUUACAGAUACUUAACGACGACGAGUUGUCAACGCUGUUACAUCCUUUAACAAAUCUCCUAGAAUCGAAUCGUAAGGCGAUCCCAAAAAAAUUGGACUCAGGUAUUGUCGUUGUCAACUCUGGUAAUUCCAUUUUGAACGAAGAGGAAACUUUUAGGCACAAGUCUAUGUCUAACUGCUCCUCGCAAAACUAUGAGGCUUCCGGUAACAUUGAAUCAAGAGAAGAAAAUGAAACGUUAGCUCAACAGUCAGCGGAACGCGCUAAUGAAAUUAAAAGAACUGAAGAUGCCAAUUGCAAUACCGCGCAUGAAAUAGAGAAUGACGAAGCGCCGGAGGCGAAGGAAGAAGUGAAUCCGAGCACAAGUGCAAUGCAAACAAUACAGGGAGACUUAGAAGCUAUAUAUACGUUAGUUGGUAAUAUUAGGCAAUCUAUGACCGAGGGAGAAUUGGAGAAUAUAAUAUCAGACGUAGACUGGAGGAUGAAUGUCAUCAAAGACUUCUACGAAAGUCUAACCGACGUGAAAAGCUUCCUGUACGAAAUAUUGAGGAGCGCAGAAUUGUAUUACUUCAACACUUUGUUAGAAAACAUUUCUAUGCACUUACUUCAAUCGACGGAUAAUAUACAUAUUACAAAGCAAAUAAUGAAAGCUUUUAUUAACAUAAACGCUCAGAAUUAUAGAAGGUGUACCUGUGGUAGCGCGUAUUCAAUAAAUGAAGUAAUAGAACCAAAGUUCCUGGGGGUCGGUAGAUCCCUUCUUAAAAAGUUUAUGAAUGAAAAUAAAGAGCAAUGUGUAAAUUUAUGUAAUAGAGUACCUUAUAUGUGGCGAGAGUAUUUGCCAAUGUACGUGGAGCAGAAUGGUGUACUGAUGAAUGAUUUGCUGCGUCAGUGCCUUCAGAUUAGGGACAACGUUGUACUGUCCAUUAUUUUACCAAUGUUGAAUAGCAAACACUGGAACCUUUUAGCAACAUAUGGAAAGCAAACGCAGGAGGGACAGUGUUUAUUCUGUGGAAAAUAUAUAAAACACGGAAACAAUGAAACGUUAGAAUUAAUAGAAUGGACUGCUGUGAUACACGAGAUUAUGAAAAGGCAGGGACCUGAUUUCGCCAUGGCACUAUUAUUUAAGUUAGAGAAAGCUAUACCAAACGUUUCUAUUGACAAAAGUGUAUUCCAAUCACUCAUAUUUACAAAGAUCUUGUACCAGCAUGGUAUGAAACGUAUCAUUAACUUUACCAAGAGCAGCCUUGAUUCGUCUGAGUAUAAUACAAUGUGUUCUGCAAAGGUUCAAGAUGAAUUGGUGGAGGUACUUGAAAAAGAUUUAGGUAAAACGGUCGCCAAAAACAUUUUCGGUAGCGGGGCUCAUCAUUGGGGAAUGCAUUAUCAAAAUAAGUUUUCUACGUGUCCCUGCUGCACUUUGUCUCUUCAGACACCGGUUUUAUUAGGUAAUAAUGGAAUCGCGAUAUUUAGUUGCGGUCAUGCUUAUCAUGUGAACUGUAUGAUCGAGAAGAAACUUACAACGUGUAAUCUUCAUUCUUAAGUGUGUAUAUAAAUAUAUAUAUAUAUAUAAAUAUCUAACAAAUAAAAAAUCUCAUAAAAAGACAUAUAUAAGCAUAUAGGCAUAUAGUUGGUAACAGUUUUUAAACAAAGAGAAAUUAAACGUUGCUCAUCUAGUCAUGAAGAUACAAAAACUUUUUUAUACGUGAUUUCAUAAAGAAUUUAAACAAUUAGCCUCGUAAGCGUUCAUACAAAUUUAUUGUCUCUAUACAGAUCUUACUCGCAGACAAAUUUCAUUUUUAACAAUGAAAUGAUACAUGAGCUUAAAUAAAUACUCGUGCCCAAGUUGUCUAUUGUGAUAUAAUUAAUCUAUAGUGAUGUAUAAACGAUAUAAAAAUCAUCUUCGCGAGAUACGAUUUUGUCUCGUACAGAACCGAGCAAAUAAUUCUGCGAACCUCGUGUACUUGUUCUAUUAACGAAUAAUAAAUAGGAGUUACAAUUCGAAUAUAAAAGUACAUACACAUUUCUCGAGAUAAAUUAUAACGUUGAUGUUGAAUUUGCUGAUAUUUCUAACUACCGUUGAAAAUCAAAUUAAUUCUAUAUAGUUCAUAGUUAUAAUUUCUGCUAUAUACAUCUUAAAUUUAUUUUAAUAUGGUUUAGAAAAAUAAUAUUUGCGCUCUUUCAUAAUCAUGUACAUAAUUUGUACUUUUUUCCACUACGUAUUUCAAUAUAUUUAAUUAAACAAUGAAUUCUAGUCUCAAUUGAACACUUACCUUAUUUGAUAGUAUCUAUUGCUUAUGUUAACAGAAUUUAUACAGAGUGAGGCAUUUAAUCUGUACUCGUGUCAAAGAAAUCCCUCUAAAGCACACAAUCGAUGCAAACACUCAAUACACAGUAGCAUUGGAUCAUAUUGUUAUAAAAUUCGUAGCGAAAAAUUAUAACACCGAUGUUCCAAUUAAUAGGCUAUAAUAUACAAGUAAAAUACGAUGGAAUAAGUUCUGCAACUUAAUUGAAUGUUCACAUGAUUAUUAGCUAUAACAAGACGAUUCGUUGUUAGCCGUGCGUUCAGGUACUCAGGUAUCCGAGAUAUCAAAAUUACCGUAGAAAAUUAAUAUUACAAAUAGCAAAAGUUGCGAUACAAAUUCACUAAACUAAAAAUUCUCGAAUCGCAAAUAAAAUACAUGGAACCUAGUUUUUCUUCUAUAGACCUAAAACUACAACAAUGUCUUUCUUUCAAAUGCACAUCUAAAUAUUCAGUUCGACUUCGAUUGCCGUAAGUUAAUUGAAUCAAAUUGGUGUCUAUAUUUAUCAUAUAUAUGCUAGUAACCUUGAACGAUCAGAAUUUGUGCCUCUCACUAUAUCCAAAACAAGGGGUGCGGUUUUUAGGGUCACACCUAGCGAAAAAGAGGGAGGAAGUAGCGCAAUGACUCCCAACCUACAUAACCUCGACCCAUAAAAAGUCGCUCAAAUGAUAUGUAUAAACAUCAUUACCUUACUUCGAUAAUCGUUGUUCGAAAUAAAAAUGUUCCAAAAGAAACGAAACACGUUCUAUCUGUUUUUUACAAAUCGAUUCCACUCGUAAUUGAUCGUGACUUUACUCUAAACCGUUGCCUCGUUAUAUACAGCGAGAUAAAAGUAUUCAUGCUCCUUUUUAUUCUUAAUAUUAUUUGCAACGUAACGUCCAGUUAAAAAUUAUUCUACAAAAGUUCAACUCUCGGCGUACACGUCGAUCGAAAGCAAAUUUACACCGUUGCGUAUGAAUACUUUUUCUUUCGUUGUGCAUAUAAUUUAUUAUUUACAAGUGUUCGAAAUGAAAUUUAGUUCUCUCUUUCCGUAUCAGCGGAAAGUAUGAGAUGCCUCAAUCUGCAUAAGGUUUUAGAUAAAAUCUGUAUGUACAGAAACUUACGGUAACGAGCCAAAAUAUUGUCGAAUGUCCGAAAUUACCAUAAAUGAACGCGAAUUCUGUUCGAUUAACAUCUCGUUAGUCACGCAAGGAUUUGCGAAUUUUAAUUGAUUUUACUGGCGAUCGUUGGUCAACGAAACAAACAACAGCCUUUUUCCUUCUGUCGCAUGAUACUUACAUCUAUUACAAAAUCUUACAACUUUGAUUAUGCAUAGCUUUCAGUUGUUGCAAUACAAUGUAACGAACCUAGUCAUAUAAAAUACUAUUAUCUUCUCUCACCGUAUAAAACAAGAUAUUUAAACCUACGUCAAGUAGAAUAUUGCAUGGAAGCUUCACGUGGCCUCACCACUGUAGAGAAAUCAAUUCAAGUUAAUUAUUGCUCUUCAUCGAUUGGUAAAUUGUUCCUUUAAUACGUGAGAAUUCGAUAAAAAAAAGAAAAAGGUUACUUCCUCCGACCGAGGCAGAAACGGCGAAUUUGUUCUCAAAUUCACAUAAAUACAAAGCGACGAAUUUUGAUAUUAUAUGGACACAUGGUAUUCAUAAAAUUAUUGUACGACGAUGCUCAAAUUUCUGUGGAUUCGUAAAAAUCGUUUCGACUGUUUCUGAAUAUCACUGUCGGAUGAAAUUUGAACAUCCGUUGGCUUGACAUUUUCGACAAAUCGCGGAGACUACCGUGUUGACAAUAUAUCGUUGAAAACAAUAUACGAGAUUCAGAUGUUUACAUAUUAAUUUGCGGUUCAUAGAGAAACAUCCACAGCAAGAAGUUACAACUGGUCAACACGUUAGCGAUCCACGCAUUUGAAUCCUGAAACGCAGCUUCGACUCUUUCUCAAGAUUUAUAAUGCAGCUUACACAAUUAAGACAAUCAUAUAUAUCUACAGACUAGACUUGGAAUGACCAAGAGAAGAUUGUAAGAACAAAAUUUUAGCUCGUGUAUCGUCUAUAUAGUCGCAAACAUAUCUAAUGAAAAAUAUUAUACAGAAAAAAGGUGGGUCUAAAGUGACUCAGUUAAAGCUAUAUUCAAUUAGACUUACCCCUCAAAACUCCAUACAUAUUUUCUCCAGGCAAUCUUUCUAUUUCUGACUAAUUGAAUAUGACAAGGCUUAAGAGAAAACUAUAAAACAUGCUAUGUGAGAAAAGAAAGACGAGAACGAAAAUCGUAAAAGUUACUUCGUGAUAAUAUAUGUAUAUAUAUAUGUAAGUAUUCAUACGUUAAAACGCACUAGACACCCAAGAGAAGUCGGUUUCCGACGACGUUCGAAAUAAAUGCAGAGCGUAAUGCAUCGUGACGCUUAACGCGAGUAGAUUAUAGUAAUCGUAACAAUUUGUUUUCCUUAUCGUUAGCAUUUUCCUGUAUCCUUCAGGGGUGAUAGGACGUAAAUACUUUAGAACCAUAUAUAUAUAUAUAUAUAUAAUUACAGUUUUAUCUAAUCUUAGCU